This is a messenger RNA of Fimicolochytrium jonesii, 2905 nucleotides long. Its product is annotated as 7 transmembrane sweet-taste receptor of 3 GCPR-domain-containing protein. Gene Ontology annotation, cellular component: membrane. The record is from RefSeq and is a predicted model, not a curated record. The transcript is spliced from 3 exons. Lineage: Eukaryota; Fungi; Chytridiomycota; Chytridiomycetes; Spizellomycetales; Powellomycetaceae. Gene Ontology annotation, molecular function: G protein-coupled receptor activity. Bases 98 to 2701 code for a protein of 867 amino acids. Gene Ontology annotation, biological process: G protein-coupled receptor signaling pathway.
GGCCAGCAGCCCUUCAUCCAAGGUGCUUGUCCGUCCCUAAGGCUCCAGCGACCCAUGUGGAUCUCACUGACCUGGCCAUUUUUGUAUCGCAGGCUUCAUGUCGAUCCUCUACAUGUUCACCCACCUGGCGCUUAACGAAACAGUAAGCGACUAUCUCAUCGCCAGUGGGCCCUUCGUAGUAGACAGCACUGUAUCCUCGAAGGAGCGAGCCGACCGCGUCUCUGCUGUCGAGGCCAUCAGCUCCUUCACCCUCGGCACCCGCCGCAAAGUGUACGCGCUGUUCCACGAAGGCAGCAAGGACCCAACCUUCAUCGCCCACCAGGUCAACGUCAUCGCUGGUCUGACCGACGCGGCGGGACAGUGGAACUACGACCUGACUGUGACCCCCACCGGCACUUCGUUUAACAACGCGACCACGUACGCCGCUCUGGAAACGAUCUUCACGUCGUGUGCCGCAACGCCCAGUACGUGCCCGGCCGCCCUCAUUACAAGCUACUUGGACCAGCAAUUCGUUGAUCGAGCUGCCACGCUAGCCGCUGGCGCGGUGAACCCCAUCCCGUACUUUGUGAUCGGCAGCUCGGGGGCCACUGACGCUAACGCUAACGCCCAUGUCGCGCAAUACAUUGGAGUUGACGAUGGGCAAGUCGGUAUGCAAGCUGCGCAGAUGAUGAUCGAAGCUGGAGCCACCAAACCGCUUUGCGUCGGUCCUAGCGCAGCUGGUCCUUCGUACGCGCGCAGGUGUGCCGGUUUCGUCUCAACUUACAGCUCGGUGAAGGGUGUUACCGCGGCCGAGUUGUACACCCCCACCUCGCUCGAGAACGCGCAGGCUCUCCUAAAGUCAAAGAUGCAAGGCACGGUAUACGACGGAAUCCUCUGUACGAUGCCCGAGCUGUGUACCUCCCUUUUUGCUAUGCUUGACACGACACCCACCAUCGCUCGUCCAAAGUAUGUCUACAGCAUCGGCAUGAGCGUGAGCGUCAUGGAGGCCAUCACGCAAGGCAAGAUGCUGGGCGCGGUUGACACCACUCCCUACACGAACGGGUACAUCGCCAUGUACCAUGUCGGUUCCCUUCUCGAGGGAUCUACCAUCCCGUCGACGCAGGUCGUGCACAUCGGCCAGAAGAACCGAACGUGGGCGUGCCCGCCAGGCUAUGCGUUCAACGCCGAUGGUAACAUGUACACCCGCAUGCCAUCCGGGAUGAUGAGCGCUGGGAGCGUUUGCCAGCCUUGCCCUGCAAACUCCCAUGCUCCCGCUGCCAGCACGGCAAUCUGCUCUGCGUGUCCUCUCGGCACGUAUGCCGACAGGACCGGUGCAAUUCGAUGCGCUAGUUGCGACGAUGGGAUUGGGAUCACCGUCGGCUACUGCGCGAAUUACUUCAAAGGGACCGAGGUGACUCCGUCGUCACGUUCGGCGGUCAGAGCACUUGGUGGUAUUGGGCUCGCUGUUGUCGGCUUACUCGGCGCCGGUCUGGUUGUGGCCCAAGGCGAGCCUAUCAUCCGCAAGGCUAGUCCGGCUCUGUCCAGCGGAGUCCUGGUUGGCAGCAUGUUCGUCGUUGCAUCUACGCUCCUUCAGCAGUUUGAUCUCAGCACUGGCAAGUGCACGUCUUCCAUGUGGUUGCUUGCCACGGGGUUUGGGCUCUCCGUCGGAUGUGUGUUUGUCAAGAAUCUCCGUGUCUACCGUAUCUUCAACAACCCUCGCCUCCGUAGCCAAGGCCUCAACUUUACGUACAUGGCCCAGCAACUCGCCUUCAUUUUGCUGGGUGAAUGGAUCCUGCUCGCCAUCUGGACGGGUGUGAGCGCGCCCACCAAACUCCUGACGACCUCCGGCAGCGGCAAGACUUACGCAGCGUGCAGCUCGCCCAAGCUCGCAGUGCAAGGCGCAUUUUCCGGGCUUUUGAUCCUCUACAACGCAGCGCUUUUGAUCGCCAAUGUGUGCAUCGGGUUCCUGAACCGCAACCUCCAGGAAGACUUCUCCGAGACGCAGUACAUCUCAUGGGCCAGUUACAACAUCCUAGUCUGCUCCGCGCUAGCCAUCGCGAUUGGGUACCUCGAUAUCGAUAUCGACUUCAAAUGGGGCGUCCUCUUCGCCAUGAUUAUCCUCGCGGCGGUCGGCUUGCCAAUCAUCUUGUUUGCGACUCGUUUGGUCCGAGCGUACACAGAUCGCAAGAACGCGAGCGGCGAUACUGGCAGCGAGAUUACCUCGCAGCCCAAGUCCGCCACCGGUCAGAAAAUGAUGAGCUUCCGCAAGGGCUCGUUGAACAAGGGCUCUGGGAACAUCAGGCCUAACACGCUCAACGCGAUGCUGACGCAGAACAUACCGGUCGCCGUUCAUAGGGGGAAGAUGAUGAGCGUUUGGGAAAGCUACAAAGCGACGUUGAUCAUCAUACCCCGCGGGGCAGGAGUAAUCAUUAUCUUGACGGGGAGUGAUACAAAGGAAUCCUCGGAGGCCUUAACGGUCGGCCCUGGUGCUUUCACCCCGCUGAUGAACCCGGAGGCCGCCGCGGACUUUAUGCUCUUCGUGGUCGCUGCCAAUGGCCGUCGGACGGUUUCCAUCCAGCUGGAAGACGCCGAGACAUAUGCGACGUGGGAAGCCCACUUCAAAGCCGUCGCGAGAAAGAAGGCGCAGGACACAAAUACCAUGCCCAUGUCAAAUGGUAGCGGUGGCGCGACCUCUGGUGGCCGAGAAGAUGAUUUUGUUUGAAUCCAGAAAGCUGCAGGAUAAGUAGGGGACGACAUCGGCCGUUCGCAGGAUGCGUGUAGCUAGACAAAUGAUGUCCAGAGUAGAUAUCAAGUCAGGCUUCACUGUAUACACCUUGCCCCGAUGCGCUGUGCGUCGGGGUUUCUAAGUUCUGAGAAUGUCAAACACAAUGUCAAACAAAAACACAAAUGUGCACGCUGCGAUGGG